Rodentolepis nana is the source of this 525-nucleotide messenger RNA. The record is from the annotation of a GenBank genome assembly. NCBI's taxonomy places the organism in Eukaryota, Metazoa, Platyhelminthes, Cestoda, Cyclophyllidea, Hymenolepididae.
AUGAACGAAACCGGUAGUAAACAGGAUUUAAUGUGGAACGAACAAAUCGACAUUUCAACUCCGGACACUGCGACUGCAGUCACCACCACCACUACUCCACUACUGCCUGAGGAGGAUUCCGAAGGCCCCCAAAAGUCAAUAUUUUCAAAUCCUGUAUCAUCUGGGGAUUUGUUGUCUCCUUCCGCACCGGCCUCAAUGUUUUUGCCCGACUUUGCACGGUUUCCUUUCCCCUUACCCUCACUGGCUGAUUUUUACAAUCUCCCCACAAAUCCGAUGGCUGGAUUACUCUUAGCCCAAGUUGGUGCUGCGGCUCUGAAUUCCUUGAACCAAAGCACCCCGAUUUCAAGCCCGUCGGUAGGAGGACUCGAACAUAGAAGCUCGCGAAACAUGUUCAGUAUUGCCAGCCACAUUAGAGAGGAAGUGAAUGAAGGAGAAAAUCGGAAAGGGAAAGACGAAGAACGAGAAACAAGGAAGGUCGAAAGAAGUGGGAGCAAUAAUGGAUCUCGUAAGUCGGAGAGUUUUUAG